This is a messenger RNA of Myxozyma melibiosi, 719 nucleotides long. Its product is annotated as translation machinery-associated protein 16. NCBI's taxonomy places the organism in Eukaryota, Fungi, Ascomycota, Lipomycetes, Lipomycetales, Lipomycetaceae. The transcript has 4 exons. The record is from RefSeq and is a predicted model, not a curated record. Bases 41 to 589 code for a protein of 182 amino acids. Gene Ontology annotation, cellular component: nucleus.
ACUGCAGCAACUUGCAACAGUUUGUGAGUUUGAGAUAGAGAUGCCUAUUGCAAAGUCGUUAAAGAAGGUCGAGCAGAAGCUGAAGGCGGGAAGCGGCGUGCAUCCUAAAGCUCGGAAGUUCCAGCAGCUGAAUCGUGCUACUUUGCGAGAGAGGAAGGUCACCAAGCAGAAGAUGGAGCGCAGUUCGGUUCGUGAUGUGCAAGUUUUGAGAUUCAGGUUCCUGAGAAGCUGCGUCGACCGGGAAGAGAACAAAGACAAGACUGCCUUCACUGAGGAAGAGAUCAAGUCCAUGAUCCAAGAGUUCAUAAGCCGUGAUGAUGCUGAAAUCCAGCAGCUGCAGGCCAGCCGAAGACCAGGCAGACCGUCGUCCAGCCGUCAAGACGCACUGCAAACUCGACGCGAGUUCGAGAUGGAGGAGUUCAAAACUGGAUUCUAUGUACCGAACUUGUUGGACAAGAAUAUAGUAAAGGCUUUUAGAGAUUGGAACGAAGAGUGGAACGGAAUGGGACUGCUGAAAUUUGUUCGGAUAGCAAAGGAAGGAGGCCUGCAAGUUGCCGAGGCCAAAGACGGAAGUUCUAUGGAAAUGUAGCUGCAUUGUUGAAUUUUUUCGUUUUGUUUUGUGUACGAUAUAGAUAUAGUACGAGAGAUUGUCAAUGAGAAGUGGAGUUUUCACUGCAAUCUGUAUCAUGCCAACGAGCUACCAGGUACGGUACCUGAGU